Rhipicephalus microplus (southern cattle tick) is the source of this 929-nucleotide messenger RNA. Its product is annotated as (3R)-3-hydroxyacyl-CoA dehydrogenase. The record is from RefSeq and is a predicted model, not a curated record. NCBI's taxonomy places the organism in Eukaryota, Metazoa, Arthropoda, Arachnida, Ixodida, Ixodidae. Gene Ontology annotation, molecular function: oxidoreductase activity.
CCGACGAGGGGAGCGUGUUAUCGCAGCGAUAGCAGCGGUGCGCUUCCAGACGACAGGCAAGUCUGCCUGACGGAGGCCGUCGCCCAGCGCUCGCCGUUUUCGAAGUUGACGCUUUCUCGAGGCACGCACGUUGACAUGUCGUCGGACAGGGAGUUUGCCGGGCGCAUUGCUGUGGUCACCGGGGGAGGCAGCGGCAUCGGCGAAGCCAUCUGUCAUGUGCUGGCUGAGAAAGGCGCCCGCGUCGUGGUAGCGGACAUCAAUGUGGAAGCCGCGGAAAGAGUCUCAAAGUCACUACCCGGAGAUCAGGGUCACCUCCCUGUUGAAGUGGACGUUGGUGAGUCAGCGUCGGUCGAAAAGUUGUUCAACGUUGUUUGGGAACACUGUGGUUGCACCCCGGUCAGCAUAAUUGUCAACAACGCGGCCAUUGGCACGUCCUUCGCACCAAUCCAGGACUCUAGCGAAGAAGACUUUGACCACGUAAUCAAGACAAAUCUCAAGGGCACAUUCCUUGUGAGCCGUGCAGGCAUCCGCCGAAUGCUUGACGCUCGGGUCAAAGAUGCAGCCAUUGUCAACGUGUCUAGCAUCACCGCGAAGAGCGGCAUGAAGGGCCUUGCCAGCUACGUGGCCUCAAAGGCUGGCGUUUUGGGAUUGACAAAGUCCAUGGCACUAGACGUCGCUGGUUCUGGCAUCCGCUGCAACGCCGUUCUUCCAGGAUUCACGGUGACCCCCAUGUCUGACCAUCUUACCGAAGAAGAGAAGAAGCAACUCACCGCAAACAUACCACUCAGCCGCCCUGCUCAACCGCGGGAGGUGGCGCAUGUAGUGGCCUUCCUCUGUGGACCACAGAGUUCAUACAUGGUCGGAACCAUGGUUGAAGUCUCGGGAGGUGCAGUGCUGUAAUAAUAAAGAGUGCACGUACAACCUGUCAA